AUGAUGUUUGUGUCUUGGUCAGAUCAGAACAACAUUCUCAUCUACCGGACAUUUGAAGACUUUAAGAGAUUCCAUAGAGAGCUAAAGAGAAAAUUCCCCAUCGAGAGCGGCUCACUUAGGAAAUCUGACCGGACAAUACCCAGGUUUAAAGACGCAAAUAUGAAGCAGAGGAAGAGUGGGAAGCUGAACAGGUGCCUGGAGAUACUGAAACUGCUGGAAACUUACUCCCAGGAGCUGCUGAAAAUGGAUGCUAAAAUCUCCCAGGGUGAAGACGUGGUUCAGUUUUUCAAGGCACAGACCCAAGACCUAGAUCCCUCCUUUCCUGAAAAGAGUGUUGUGAUAAUGCCAUCAGAAAUUGGAGGGGAAAAGAAAAGCCAGCCACGGCAGCAGCUCUCCUCCAUUACACACCCCCAGGCAUCCCAGAGCUACAGAUGCAUAGAAACCUUUGAAACCAAAGACACGAAGAACAAGACUUUCAAAGUCGCUAAGGAGGAAAUUAUUGAGGUCUUAAUCAAGGACAUGACUGGAUGGUGGCUAGUGGAAAACGCAGACAAGCAGAUAGCCUGGUUCCCAGCCUCGUACCUGGAAGAGACUGACGUUCACAAGGACAUCCAGAAUGCCUCGAGCUCAAACGAGGAGGGUAGCCUGUACUUUGUUGUGCGAGCCUAUGAGUCUCAGAAGGCAGACGAGCUCUCACUGAACAAUGGCGUCGUGGUGGAGGUGGUCAGGAAGUCUGACGAUGGCUGGUGGCUGAUCCAAUACAAUGGCCGCACCGGCUACAUGCCCUCCAUGUGCCUCCAGCCCUACAAGAAUCCUCACCACAAGCUCCAGACCAUCAUGAGCUGCGGGCUCAAUAUCUCCACCCCGAACCUCUACUCCUCCCUGACGGCUCCCCAGCCCCGGGGCGAGGCUGCGGGACAGCGCAGGGUACAGGCUCGCUCUUCCCUUGACCGGACUGAAGAGGAUGUGAGCUCUCUGAGAAGCAGAUCAAGGUCUCUGCCCAGGGCCAGCUCCACCUCGGACCUGGAGUCAGACAGCUCGUCCCUCAGCUCGGGGAGCAGCAGCGAGCGGGACGGCCAGCUGAGCUGGAAGCCUGACUUGUCAAGAUCUCUGCCCGAAGUCAAGCAGGCCAGGAGCCCUCCCCUGCGGCAUGCCUUGGCCACACACAGCAGCGAGUCUCCACACCUCACCCACAAGGACAGGAACGAUUCUGGCUUUGUGGAAUCUGCAGCUGACCUACCUCCCUCCCUCACUGACCCAGACAUGGCCACUUGCGUCCCCAAGGUUCCCGUGCGCCCUUCAGCCCAUGAGAUCCUCCAGAAGUGCAGCACCGUCACAAAGCGAGCCGUGCAGCAGUCUGCCUCCCGGCCGGCCCUCAAGACUCUGCUCCCUCUCCCCAGCAUGCACUAG
This is a messenger RNA of Balearica regulorum gibbericeps (East African grey crowned-crane), 1410 nucleotides long. RefSeq names its product NADPH oxidase organizer 1 (gene NOXO1). Gene Ontology annotation, biological process: superoxide anion generation. The record is from RefSeq and is a predicted model, not a curated record. Gene Ontology annotation, cellular component: cytoplasm. Gene Ontology annotation, molecular function: protein binding; phosphatidylinositol binding; superoxide-generating NADPH oxidase activator activity. Lineage: Eukaryota; Metazoa; Chordata; Aves; Gruiformes; Gruidae.